UCAUGGCUGAUUUGGUGGUUCCUGAUACGCUUUCUUAUGGUACUGUGAGGACGGCAGGCCGAUCGGCGACUGGUCUAUUCAAGGCCAAUCAUGAGAUGCUGGGAUGGCGGAAUCGGCACACGGGUCAGACCACACAGCUGAACAAAGAGGAUAUCGCAUCGGUAGCAUGGUAUAAGGUCAGCAAGGAGUGCCUUUUGAAGAUCGUGAUGAAGAACGGUGAUAUAUAUAAGUACGAUGGUUUCCAGGACUCAAAUUAUGAGACUGUGAAAGCGUUCUUCAAGAAGCAUUAUGGCCUUGACUUGAAAAAGGAUAAGGUCUCCACCCGUGGUUGGUGCUGGGGUGAGAGUAGUUGGUCUGGUACGGAAUUGAAGUUGAAGAAUGGCAAUGAGAUGGCGUAUGAGAUUCAGGCCACUGAUAUCGCACAGGUGGUCCCAACUGGUAAGAAUGAGGUAGCCUUGGAGUUCCAUGUGGAUGACACUAGAGAUGCUGAUGAUGAGAGUCUUGUCGAGAUGAGGUUCUUCAUACCCAAUGAGGAGUAUGCGGCGAAGUUGAAGGAUGAGCUCAUCCAGAAGUCAGGCGCUGCUAGUGGUGGCGGCACUACCGUCUGCCAGUUCCUCAACAUACCUAUUGUCCUACCCAGAGGCCAUUACGAUUUGGAUAUGUUCCGCUCAUCCUUCAAGCUGAGGGGCAAGUCCUUUGACUAUACCAUCAAGUACAUGAACGUCUCUAGAAUGUUCAUGUUACCCAAACCUGACAGCGUUCAUAUAUCCUUCGUCCUCGGUCUGGACCAGCCGGUACGGCAAGGCAACACGGCUUAUAGCUUCUUGGUUAUGCAGUAUGAUAAGGAGAGGGAGGUGGAGGACUUGGCGAUCAAUUUGGAUGACGAGGAAUUGGAGAAAUGCAAACUCCAGAAGGUUGUUAACGGGGAGAAGUUGUAUGCUGUGAUGGGACAGUUGUUCAAGCAUAUGACCGGUAAGAAUGUGGUCACGCCCUGUCAGGACUUCAAGGCUUCCAAUGGAUAUAACUGCGUGAGAUGCUCUCAUAAAGCGAACGAUGGAUUCUUAUACCCACUCAAGAAGAGCUUCUUGUUUGUCAACAAGCCCGUUAUGUGGAUACGAUACGACGACGUCCUGGCUGUUGAGUUCUCUCGGGCCGAUUCUGGAUUUACCCAAACCCGUUAUUUUGACCUUAAGGUCUAUCGUAAGGGCGAAGGGCAGCCUCAUGACUUCCAGCAGAUGGACAGGUCUGAGUAUAACGGCCUUAUUGAGUUCAUCCAGAAGGCUGGUAUAAGGAUACGCAAUCUGGAGGGCUCUGGUCUGGGCCUUGGGGGCAAGAGGUCACGAGAGGACGGCUCCUCCCCGGAUGGCUCACCUGACCUCGGUGAUGAUCUCCCGUCUGAGGAUGAGAGCGAUGAUGAAGACUAUGAGGACGAUGCUGGUGGAGCGGCCGACAGCAGUAGUGAUGACGAUGACGAGGAAGAGGAGGAGGAGGAUGCGGGAAACGAUGGAGAGAAGAAGCACAAGCAUAAGCAUCACCAUCAUCAUCAUUCCCAUAAGAAAGAAAAGAAGCGCAAGUCCUGAGGACUACACCAUAGACUGAGGAAACUGUUAUUAUCAUCAUUGCACGUCAUCAAUCUUCGCCUAUAGGCUUC
Perkinsus marinus ATCC 50983 is the source of this 1651-nucleotide messenger RNA. RefSeq names its product structure-specific recognition protein, putative. The record is from RefSeq and is a predicted model, not a curated record. The coding region runs from base 3 to 1580 and encodes 525 amino acids. Gene Ontology annotation, molecular function: histone binding; nucleosome binding; DNA binding. The transcript is spliced from 15 exons. Gene Ontology annotation, cellular component: FACT complex; nucleus. Lineage: Eukaryota; Perkinsozoa; Perkinsida; Perkinsidae.